Molecule: messenger RNA, 7392 nt
Organism: Hipposideros armiger (great roundleaf bat)
Lineage: Eukaryota; Metazoa; Chordata; Mammalia; Chiroptera; Hipposideridae
Gene: NEO1
Product: neogenin 1
Exons: 30
Coding region: 1703-6673 (1656 amino acids)
Biological process (GO): cell-cell adhesion
Cellular component (GO): membrane
Molecular function (GO): protein binding
Source: RefSeq, a predicted model, not a curated record
UUUACAUUCAUAGGCUUUAUUGAUUUAUCAUUUAAUUUUAUAUCAAAGUGCACUUGAAAUAAACUUCACAAAAAUAUUUUGGUCCAGUUAUUUUUGGCCUGCACUUUGAUAAGGUAUACUAACAUACAAUGGCCAGCCUGUUUUCUUUGCUUUAAAAGUUUCUUUGUGCACGAUUCCUUAUACACGGGCCUCAUGCUCUAACUUUACUUAGAUGAAACAAGUGUUAAUUUCACAAGUGGUUUAAUAUCUCUUCAUAGAUUAAUAGUUUAGACUACAUAAAAAUAAGUUGAUUGGCAGUAUAAAUGUGGACAAUCUUAGUUGACAAUCUUGUUGGGAGAGUAAAAAUGAUAAAUAAGACGGCUAAGAAAAUCUUUUCUCAGAGAUGCUUUACCAAAGAAAGGAGAGAUAAUGACUCCAGAUAAUGAUUUUUAAAGGGAAUGUCCACAAAUGUGUUACAUUGAAAUAAGGUUAAGGAUCUGAAUUCAAGUGUGUGCCUGGGUUACUUUACUAUCUUACUCUUGAACUGAUAUAAAAUCUGUAACUUUUAUUCUGGGGCUCCAUCUAUUUGUUAUAGUGGUUUAUUAUAGUGGGUUUGCUUAAAAUUGUGAUUUAAUAACAAGUCAGAAAUAUGACUUAGCCUAUUUUACAGCAAGUGCUUUACAAAAUUUUGAUUUAAACCUGGUAUACACAGUGGGCUAAACUAAUGACACAGUUCACAGACGUCAUACCUGAAAAUCAAUCUGAUUAUCUUAUUAGCCACGACGGAUACAUUUUUUACUUAGAGGUAAAGGUAAGCUUCACUUUAAAAGUUAUAGUAUGUAUUUUACAGUUGUAACAUAAUGAAAAUUUUCCAGACUUAGAAAAUAUAUCCAAAUAUUAACAUUUGCGAGGCAAUUUAGUUUCCAAAGAGCUUUUCCCAUUAAUUAUCUCAGAAAACUGAAUAAUGAUGUGAUUAUUAAAGGUUAAUUAAGCAAAUACUUGUGAAGUAAUUGGGAGGUAAUCUAUUUGUAAUUUAACAGGUCAAUCAGGGGUAUUUAGGAAAUAUUUUUUAUGGUUAACAACGUUAACCAAAACAAAAAGAUAUUUAAAUUGUUUCCCUAGUGGAAAACAAUAAGCGUGUUUGCCCUUUUAAGAGUCAAUUGUUUUAAAGAACUGGGAUGAGGGUUCCUAAUUCCACCGUUUUGAUGAUUUAAGAGGUUUGAUGAAGGGAAGCUUUAUAUUGUGUAUUUUGGCACUUCAGAAUAAAAUAUCUGAAAAAGGCACAGAGGGAUGUGGAAGUCAGAGAAGCAGCUAUUCUUGUGGAAAGCUACACAUUUUGGUUAUUGACUAUACAGUGAAUAAAAACUAACUCAGCGUUAACAAUCAAAACGUGAUUCUCCAAGUGCAUAACUAUACAAAAAAUUUUUCUUAAAAUAUUUUCCAUGGGUGCAGCUUAUGAAAUUAUCGGUAUCCUCAUCUGCACUGUAACUAACUACAAGCUGCUUUCUGCCAACUUUGGGUAGCCUGGGUGCUGUCUCACGAUUACCAAGUGGCUUAAAAAUCACAUCCCUCUUGCUCCCCGGUUUUCCGGCGAAAGACGUGAUUUCCAGGUACGAAAAUGCGAAGUGCCCGGCAAAGGUGGAGGUAAAAAGAUUUCAGUUACAGUCAGAGGGUCAGCCGGGGAGUCCUGGGGCUCGCCCGGGCCCCCGCACGAGCUGGAGGAAUGGACACCGAGCACCUUUGUCUGUGCCCGGCUUCCCUGGACCCGGGCCGAGUGACGCGGGUGGGACGCGAGCCCCGGCACUGUCCGGGGGAAGCGCGCGGGGAGGGCGGCCCGGCUGGGAAGCGGGAGGUCAGCGGCGGCGCGACGGCCUCUUCCCACGGGAGCCGCGCCAGAUCCCUGCCAGAGCCGGGCGGGAUCACUAUUGUUUUUGGCGAGCACAUUAAUCCCCGCGCCGACCCUCGCGCACCCAGGUUUCCUCCCGGAGGCCAUUCGGUUUCCUCUGAGGCCCUAUAUAGAGGCCCCGGGCCCGGGCUGCGGAGAGAGGUGCGCGUCCGCUCCGGCCUCCCGGUCUCGCAGCGCCUGUCGCCCUCGGGUCUCUGCAACCGGAGGCGUCCGGGAGGAGGGAGGCGCCCCCGAGUCUCCCCUCCAGCAAGAGGGGCCGCGCGGGCCGGGCUGGGCCGGGCUGGAGCAGCGGCGGCGGCCGCCAGAGCCGAGCCUGCAGCGAGGGACCGACUGAGGCGCGCGGGAGGGAAGGAGGCGACGGCUCCGCGGCGCUCCGCCGCCGCCGCUCGCGGGCAAGAGAUGGCGGCGGAGCGGGGAGCCCGGCGACUCCUCAGUACCUCCUCCUUCUGGCUCUGCUGCCUGCUGCUGUUGCUCGGGCGCCGGGCGCCGGGCGCCGCGGCCGCCAGGAGCGGCUUCCCGCCGCAGUCCCCAGGAUCCAGCAUUCGAACUUUCACUCCAUUUUAUUUUCUGGUGGAGCCAAUGGAUACACUCUCAAUUAGAGGCUCUUCUGUUAUAUUAAACUGUUCAGCAUAUUCUGACCCUUCGCCAAAAAUUGAAUGGAAGAAAGAUGGGACUUUUUUAAACUUAGUAUCAGAUGAUCGUCGCCAGCUUCUCCCAGAUGGGUCUUUAUUCAUCAGCAACGUGGUGCAUUCCAAACACAACAAACCUGAUGAGGGGUAUUAUCAGUGUGUGGCCACUGUGGAGAGUCUGGGAACUAUUGUCAGCAGAACAGCCAAGCUCAUGGUAGCAGGUCUUCCCAGAUUUGCCAGCCAACCAGAGCCUUCUUCAGUUUAUGCUGGAAACAGUGCAAUUCUGAACUGUGAAGUGAAUGCCGAUUUGGUCCCAUUUGUGCGGUGGGAACAGAACAGGCAGCCCCUUCUCCUGGACGAUAGAGUUACCAAACUUCCAAGUGGAGCGCUGGUUAUCAGCAAUGCGACUGAAGCAGAUGGAGGCCUUUAUCGCUGUGUAGUUGAAAGUGGUGGGCCACCGAAGUAUAGUGAUGAAGCUGAAUUAAAAGUUCUUCCAGAUCCUGGGAUCACAUCAAACUUGGUGUUUUUGAAACAACCGUCUUCCUUAGUCAGAGUCAUUGGUCAGAGUGCAGUAUUGCCAUGUGUUGCUUCGGGACUUCCUGUUCCAACCAUUAAAUGGAUGAAAAAUGAGGAGGCGCUUGAAACAGAAAGCUCUGAAAGAUUGGUAUUGCUGGCAGGUGGUAGCCUGGAGAUCAGUGACGUCACUGAGUAUGAUGCCGGGACUUAUUUUUGUAGAGCUGAUAAUGGAAAUGACACAAUUGAGGCUCAAGCAGAGCUUACAGUGCAAGCCCAACCUGAAUUCCUGAAGCGGCCUACUAAUAUAUAUGCUCAUGAAUCUAUGGAUAUUGUCUUUGAAUGUGAAGUGACUGGGAAACCAACGCCAACUGUGAAGUGGGUCAAGAAUGGGGAUAUGGUUAUUCCAAGUGAUUACUUUAAGAUUGUAAAGGAACAUAAUCUUCAAGUUUUGGGUCUGGUGAAAUCAGAUGAAGGGUUCUAUCAAUGCAUUGCUGAGAAUGAUGUUGGAAAUGCACAAGCUGGAGCCCAGCUGAUAAUACUUGAACAUGCACCAGCCACCACGGGACCUCUGCCUUCGGCUCCGCGGGACGUCGUGGCCUCCCUGGUCUCUACCCGCUUCAUCAAACUGACGUGGCGGACGCCUGCCUCAGAUCCUCAUGGCGACAACCUCACCUACUCUGUCUUCUACACCAAGGAGGGUAUGGCUAGGGAACGUGUGGAGAACACCAGUCACCCAGGAGAAAUGCAGGUGACCAUUCAGAACCUAAUGCCUGCAACAGUGUAUGUCUUCAGAGUCAUGGCUCAGAAUAAGCAUGGCUCUGGGGAGAGCUCAGCGCCACUUCGCGUGGAAACACAGCCUGAGGUUCAGCUCCCUGGCCCAGCACCUAACAUCCGAGCAUAUGCAGCUUCACCGACUUCCAUCACUGUCACCUGGGAAACACCAUUGUCCGGCAAUGGGGAAAUUCAGAAUUAUAAAUUGUACUACAUGGAAAAAGGGACUGAUAAAGAACAGGAUGUUGACGUUUCAAGUCACUCUCACACCAUUACUGGGUUGAAAAAAUACACAGAGUAUAGUUUCCGAGUGGUGGCCUACAAUAAACAUGGUCCUGGGGUCUCCACACAAGAUGUUGCUGUUCAGACCUUGUCAGAUGCUCCCAGUGCUGCUCCUCAGAAUCUGUCCUUAGAAGUAAGAAAUUCAAAGAGUAUUCUGAUUCACUGGCAGCCACCUCCACCAGCCACACAAAAUGGGCAGAUCACUGGCUACAAAAUUCGCUACCGAAAGGCCUCCCGAAAGAGUGAUGUCACUGAGACCUUGGUAACUGGGACACAGCUGUCUCAGCUGAUUGAAGGUCUGGAUCGGGGGACUGAAUAUAACUUUCGGCUGGCUGCUCUGACCGUCAAUGGCACAGGCCCGGCUACUGACUGGCUGUCUGCUGAAACUUUUGAAAGUGACUUAGACGAAACUCGUGUCCCUGAAGUGCCUAGUUCUCUUCACGUCCGCCCACUUGUCACCAGCAUCGUAGUGAGCUGGACGCCUCCGGAGAACCAGAACAUUGUGGUCAGAGGCUAUGCCAUUGGCUAUGGCAUUGGCAGCCCACAUGCCCAGACCAUCAAAGUGGACUAUAAACAGCGCUACUACACCAUCGAAAACCUGGAUCCCAGCUCUCACUAUGUGAUUACCCUGAAAGCGUUUAACAACGUGGGUGAAGGCAUCCCGCUGUACGAGAGUGCCGUGACCAGACCGCACACAGACACUUCUGAAGUUGAUUUAUUUGUUAUUAAUGCUCCAUACACUCCAGUGCCAGAUCCCACUCCCAUGAUGCCUCCCGUGGGAGUCCAGGCUUCCAUUCUGAGCCAUGACACCAUAAGGAUCACAUGGGCGGACAACUCGCUGCCCAAACACCAGAAGAUCACAGACUCCCGGUACUACACAGUGCGAUGGAAAACUAACAUCCCCGCGAACACCAAGUACAAGAAUGCAAACGCCACGACUUUGAGUUAUCUGGUGACGGGUUUAAAACCAAAUACGCUCUAUGAAUUCUCUGUGAUGGUGACCAAGGGUCGAAGAUCAAGCACGUGGAGUAUGACCGCCCAUGGGACCACCUUUGAAUUAGUUCCUACUUCUCCACCCAAGGAUGUGACAGUCGUGAGUAAAGAGGGGAAGCCGAGGACCAUAAUUGUAAAUUGGCAGCCUCCCUCUGAAGCCAAUGGCAAAAUCACAGGUUACAUCAUAUAUUACAGCACGGAUGUGAAUGCAGAGAUACAUGACUGGGUUAUUGAGCCAGUUGUGGGAAACAGGCUGACUCACCAGAUCCAGGAGCUGACGCUCGACACCCCAUACUACUUCAAGAUCCAGGCCCGGAACUCAAAGGGCAUGGGUCCCAUGUCUGAGGCUGUCCAGUUCAGGACUCCUAAAGCGGACUCCUCUGAUAAAAUGCCUAAUGAUCAAGCCUCAGGGUCUUCAGGAAAAGGAAGCCGGCUACCAGACCUGGGAUCUGACUACAAACCUCCAAUGAGCGGCAGUAACAGCCCCCAUGGGAGCCCCACGUCUCCGCUAGACAGUAACAUGCUGCUGGUCAUCAUCGUCUCGGUGGGGGUCAUCACCAUCGUGGUGGUCGUCGUCAUCGCUGUCUUCUGUACCAGGCGCACCACCUCUCACCAGAAAAAAAAACGAGCUGCUUGUAAAUCAGUGAACGGCUCCCACAAGUACAAAGGGAACUCCAAAGAUGUCAAACCCCCGGACCUCUGGAUCCAUCAUGAGAGGCUGGAGCUGAAACCCAUCGAUAAAUCUCCAGACCCAAACCCCAUCAUGACCGAUACUCCAAUUCCUCGUAACUCCCAAGACAUCACACCAGUUGACAAUUCCAUGGACAGCAACAUUCAUCAAAGGCGGAAUUCCUACAGAGGGCACGAAUCAGAGGACAGCAUGUCUACACUGGCUGGAAGGAGAGGAAUGAGACCCAAAAUGAUGAUGCCCUUCGACUCCCAGCCGCCCCAGCCUGUGAUUAGUGCCCAUCCCAUCCAUUCCCUCGAUAACCCUCACCAUCAUUUCCACUCCAGCAGCCUCGCUUCUCCAGCUCGCAGUCAUCUCUACCACCCGGGCAGCCCAUGGCCCGUUGGCACAUCCAUGUCCCUUUCAGACAGGGCCAAUUCCACAGAGUCCGUCCGCAAUACCCCCAGCACCGACACCAUGCCAGCCUCCUCGUCCCAGACAUGCUGUACCGACCACCAGGACCCAGAAGGGGCUACCAGCUCCUCAUACUUGGCCAGCUCCCAAGAGGAAGACUCGGGCCAGAGCCUCCCCACAGCGCACGUGCGCCCCUCCCACCCCCUCAAGAGCUUUGCUGUGCCGGCCGUCCCGCCCCCGGGACCUCCCUCCUACGACCCCGCGCUGCCCAGCACGCCGUUACUGUCCCAGCAAGCUCUGAACCAUCACAUUCACUCAGUGAAGACGGCCUCCAUCGGGACUCUAGGAAGGAGCCGGCCUCCUAUGCCAGUGGUGGUUCCCAGUGCACCUGAAGUGCAGGAGACCACAAGGAUGCUGGAAGACUCCGAGAGUAGCUAUGAACCAGAUGAGCUGACCAAAGAGAUGGCCCACCUGGAAGGACUAAUGAAGGACCUAAAUGCCAUCACGACAGCAUGAUGACCUUCAGCAGGACAUGACCCUAGACCUGAGUCUGGGACUGAGCCUUGAAAACAAGGAAUUGUACAGAGGACGAGAGGACAGCACUUGAGAGCACGCAGUGAGCACGCAGACCAGCCAUGCCCCCGCGUGGGGCUGGCUCCAGGCAUGGCCACCUGCCUCUCCUGCUCGGCCCGGACGAAUCCCGGGUCCAGGCAGCUUCCCUUUGCCCGCUGAGACCCUGCAGGACUGGGCACCAAGGGCCAAAAUGCCGUGUCCAGGGAAGAGGCAAGAAGAACAACCUGCAUUUCCCUUGUGGUCAGGCUGUGUCCGUGCUGCGGCUGCAUCGCCUUUACGGCGCAUCAUCGGCAUUCACGUACAACUUUGUGUCCUGUUCUGCUUUACCUUUUUCCCAAGAAAAACACCAUCAAAACCAAGGAAGUCGGUGAUGUUCUCCACACGUGGUUGGCGUUCGACUGCUUGUUUGAGUUAUGCACGGAAAGUCGCCGACGUAUGGGUUGUCCAGGGCGUGGCUUGUUUUUUGUUUCUGUUCUUAUUUUUUAAUUCUGAGUCAUUGCAUCUACCAGCUGUUAACCCAUCACUUUGAGGGGGGAAGAAACGUUGCAUUGCUGUUCGUAAGCUUUUUUAUUAUUUUUUUAUUAUAAUUAUUAAAGGCCUGACUUUCUCCUCUCAUCACUGUGAGAUUACAGAGCUAUUUGAAUGGUAUGUAACAUUGAAAA